Molecule: messenger RNA, 2417 nt
Organism: Daphnia magna
Lineage: Eukaryota; Metazoa; Arthropoda; Branchiopoda; Diplostraca; Daphniidae
Product: protein FAM117B
Exons: 7
Coding region: 317-1801 (494 amino acids)
Source: RefSeq, a predicted model, not a curated record
AUCGUCUGCUUUACACGCAGAGAAAUAUAUCGCUAGAUUAUUGAAGGUUUAAGAUAUCUCCGAUUUGGCCAUAUAGUAUUAGAUUACGAGCUCGUUUCAAGCUAUGUCGUAAAGACGAUCGUCGGUCAGGGCUACUUUCAUAUCUUCGUUUUCUCAGUCCCAGAAGAUCUCACAGAAUAGGCUACAUUAAUAAUUGUAAGACAUUGAAAGUUAUCGGCAAACUUGUGCUCUUUUUAUAAAUCUUUAUCUUGGUGUCGGCAGUUGUCUCGACUGGAACAGCUGGAUCUAAAUAAUCUAUAUUUUCUACAGUAAAAAAAUGUCUAGUAAUACACAGCCAUCUCAAAAAUUGAGAAGAAAUGGCUCACCUAGCACAAACAAAUCAAGUGGUCCACUCAGAGCAACAAUUCCAGUCAGUCUGAUGACUCAGAGUGUGAUCCACGAUGUGCCAGAAGACCCACAACAUACCAACUUGUCUCAAAGCAUCUGGAGUAAAAUGAACCCACCCCUUGCAGUUUUAGGCACUGGUAACACCUUGCAGUGUGGAAUAUCAAAACAAUCCCCGUGGAGGCUGAGACAGUGGUCUCCUACACUAAAAGUAGAAAGCCAUGAGUCUGUACCAAAGACGGAUGAUCUUCCUGUCAUGCGAAGAACUGCUUCUCUUGAUGCCAUUUAUCUCAAAGGCCAGUGGCCCAGAGGGACAGUAGGUUACGGUUCAUAUUUACUUGACAAAGCAACACAAACUCCAGAGGAGUGGAUGAUUGAUAUCAAAAGGUUCUCGUAUCGAGGAAUUGAGUUUUCCCCUAGUCGUGAAAGGAAGCAGAAGCAGCGCAUGUUUUUAGGCCAUCAAGCACUGAAUCCACCUCCAUUUCAACAGAGUUGUUCGGGUUCGGUUUCGCCUAACCGGGUUGCUGCCUCGACCAACACGGAGCAACAACGUGUCUCGAUGGCCGUAGCGUCCAGUGAUAAUAAAAAAGAAACGUCUCGAGCUAUUCCUGUGCCCCCGAUUCCCACAACGCAGAGCUCUAGAGCCAGAAAUUCGGUGGAGGGUUUCAACACCGAAAUCGAGAAGCUCGUCUGUAGGGGCAAUGGGGAGCCAUCAACUAAUAAAAUGAUGGAACCAACACCGGAUGGCCAUAGAGCUCCAAUAGCCGAACUUUUCAAACGCAACAAUACUUGCCGGAGCGUUGACACUCAAACUCCUGUCAAAGCAUAUUCCACGAAUUCUUCUUCAGGGGCAUCCUCACCAUGUGGAUCCGUCUCCCCAUCCGUUUGGGGAGUGUUCGAUCAUCAUCAUUCUUCGUCCAGACCGCCCAGCGACGGAUGCACAGCUGAAGAAAUUGGCGACUAUAAUUCCCUAUCGCCGGAAGAUUUUCAAGCAUUGGCGCUUGGCACUUCGCCAAGAGGACGUUUUCUGUGCCGCGAACCGCCUGAUGGUUGCGAGAAAGUUGAAACCCUCAAAAUUGCGGAGCAUCCUGUCAAAAACGGACAAGAUGCCACAACGGUUUAUUGUCCUCCAAAACCCAGCUCCCAAUUUGUACUGCAACCGUCAAGCAGUUCUGCCUUUUGUUCGCUAAACAAAUUUAGUGCCUCAACCAUGAAGAGCAGUAGCAGCUCGCAAUUGUUUCACGUGAAUAGCAGCAACGGUAGCGGUGGAGGAGGCAAUUUCAUUCACGGAUUGAGUCUCGGUGAAUUUUCAGACCGUUCGAGUAGCGUUCCUCCUCAGUGGCCGGUUCAACAACAACAACAAAUUUCCUCCACCGUACAAAUGAUUCCCGCCACUCCCUCAGGACAACCCAUUUGAUUUCGUUUUCUGAAAAUAGUUGUAUGUGUUUGCCCGCGCGUGUGUGUGAAAAAGCGUCGCAAGAGGGUAAACGACCGGAGACUUUGUUGACCGUAUAGUUAUUUCUAUUGUUGGAAUCCUAUUCCACUAUUGCAUUUGAAAAAGGGAAAAGAAAAAAGGUAAAUGCUUUUUUUUGUAAACUGUUCCUGGUGAUAUAUCAGAUGAAAAAAAAAAAGUCUUUUGCAAAGUAUUUGGUAAAUCCUUUUUUAAAGGAAUCAAACAGAAUAAGUUCGUGUUUGUUAGCACCCACUGUUGUUUUGAAAUUUUUGAUCAACCCAGGCUCUCAACUGUAAUUUGUUGUCUUUUCUGCUUUUGGUCGAAAGGCUCUCUCGAUUUCGAAAGUCUUUUUGAAACACGAAGAACCCAACGCCACGUUGAAAUUUUGUAUGAGACAAAUCCUCGCACAGAAAAUAUCCCCUUCUCUUUGUUUCGGUUCCCCUUUUUCUUUCAUUUCUGAACGACCUUGCUCUUAUUGAUUUUUAUUGGACGUUUCGUUUUUCCUGUUCUUGUUUUUAGGGAAUGUUGCAAUUUUUCAACUAUUUGGCGAUCGGAUACAAAGUGACAUUGUUUCACUUGA